AUGAAGUCCGGGGAAUGCCUCAUACAAUGGCUUCUCCAGCGGGUUGCCGCACUUAGCGGAGCCGCAGAGUCUGAGUUGGACAGUGACAACAAUGACGACGAUAAAGGUAUAGAUGACUUCGGUCUGCAGCUCAUGUCAGCACUGCAAUCCUCCAGCAUGGUCCAUCCAUCCAAAUCUUCCCCUCCAUCGUCGUUGAGGGAUCAGGGUCCACUGUGA
Messenger RNA from Aspergillus costaricaensis CBS 115574, 216 nucleotides. RefSeq lists its product as uncharacterized. Bases 1 to 216 code for a protein of 71 amino acids. The record is from RefSeq and is a predicted model, not a curated record. The transcript is spliced from 2 exons. Lineage: Eukaryota; Fungi; Ascomycota; Eurotiomycetes; Eurotiales; Aspergillaceae.